GUUUAUCCUGACACUCCCCCCGACCCCAAACCAAGUAAGAAGUUUGGGCCUGAAGACUUCCUGUAGCAAGCAGCUAUGAAAUAGCCACGUGACUGUAGCCUAAGUUUUUUCAGCGGUUGUUCUCUGAGGUUGUUCUGUUUUGCCUUUUCUCGUGGAGUCAAGUAAUUGCAGAGGUGAACAUGGCUGAUGUCUCGGAAAGGACAUUACAAGUUGCAAUACUGAUUUCCUUUGCAUCGGGGUUUCUAGCAGGUUGGCAGGCCAACAGAAUGAGAAGGAGAUUCCUCGACUGGAGGAAGAAACGUCUACAAGACAAACUGUCAGAAACACAGAAGAAACUGGAUUUGGCAUGAGACGGAAAUUCGUAUUUUGUGGAUUUUAGGACUACUUGAGGAACAAUCAGGAAAUUCCAGUUGUCACGUGGACUACAGUGUCAUUGAUAUGAACACCGCCAAGAACCAGCAAUGGGACUGAAGCUGACUGACAACAUGGCUUUGCAAACCGCGUGUUUUACUGCGGGGUUUUAUAACCAAAACGUGUGCUCUGGUGUUGGUCUGCCCUUCAUACGUCCCUGUUUGUAACCACUCUUUACCUAAAUUAAUAUAUUUUUGCUGUAAAAUCACGUUGGCUAUGUUCCAUUUUCAUUUAUGUAAUUCCAACUCGGUGUCUCGAUUUUUUCGCGAGGAUUGAAAUGCUAUUGGCACACACGCCUCCUGAAAUGGCUCGCAAAAUGUAUUAAAAUGUGAUGGUCAAGAACA
Anguilla rostrata (American eel) is the source of this 755-nucleotide messenger RNA. Its product is annotated as mitoregulin. Gene Ontology annotation, cellular component: mitochondrial inner membrane. Lineage: Eukaryota; Metazoa; Chordata; Actinopteri; Anguilliformes; Anguillidae. The transcript has 3 exons. The record is from RefSeq and is a predicted model, not a curated record. The coding region runs from base 180 to 350 and encodes 56 amino acids. Gene Ontology annotation, biological process: positive regulation of mitochondrial membrane potential.